AUGCAUCGCUUUGUGUUGUCCUCAGUUGCGCUCGCUACUGUCGUGCGGCAGGCUUCGGCUUCCGCCCCAGUCUUCAGCCGCGGUCUCUACAACGAGAGCACUGCCAACCACACUUGCCAACUAUACGACCCCAUCCUGUCAUGCUCGGUUGGUGCCCAGGCCAGCCUCACCGAUUCAUGCUGUACAGAGACCUUCGGCGGUCUUGUCCUCGCCACGCAGUUCUGGGACGUCUACACCGGCUUUGAGUCCCAGGGACAAGUCCUCCCAGCCGACUCGUGGACCCUGCACGGCCUAUGGCCAGACUUCUGCAACGGGUCAUACACACAGUACUGCGACCUGUCCCGGCAGUACGACCCGAAGCCCUCGCCCAACACGACGACAGGGACCCCGAGCGGCACGCCGGUCGUCCCCUACACGGGGCCGGACAUCGGCACCUUCGUGGAGCCCUUCGGCCGGCACGACCUGCUGGCCUACAUGAACAAGUACUGGGUCGCGCAGGGCCAGCCGAACGGCGACUUCUGGGGCCACGAGUUCUCCAAGCACGCGACCUGCUACUCGACCUUUGACGUCGAGUGCUACGGCCCGCAGUACGUCCAGCACGAGGAGGUCGUCGACUUCUUCGCCACCGCCGUUGAAUACUUCCGCGGCCUGCCCACGUGGGACUGGCUCGAGGCCGCGGGCAUCACGCCCAGCAACACCACCACGUAUGACCUGGCCGAUAUCCAGUCGGCGCUCGCGGGGGCCUUUGGCGAGGUGCCAUACAUUGGUUGCUCGGGCAAGCGGUUUAACGCCACCGAGGCCGGAGCCGGCAGCUUGGACAAUGGGUAUACACAGUUGAGUGAGAUUUGGUACUAUCACCAUGUUAAUGGCAGGCCGCAAGACUACGACGCCGUCCCCGUGGCUGCAAACGCGACCGGUGGAAGUCUGGGCAACUGUGCCUCAACGGCCGGGGCUAUCCAUUACUACGAGCGUGCGGCUGGCUCAGAGGCAUGA
Messenger RNA from Diaporthe citri, 993 nucleotides. RefSeq lists its product as uncharacterized. Bases 1 to 993 code for a protein of 330 amino acids. Gene Ontology annotation, biological process: RNA catabolic process. NCBI's taxonomy places the organism in Eukaryota, Fungi, Ascomycota, Sordariomycetes, Diaporthales, Diaporthaceae. The transcript has 3 exons. The record is from RefSeq and is a predicted model, not a curated record. Gene Ontology annotation, cellular component: extracellular region. Gene Ontology annotation, molecular function: RNA binding; ribonuclease T2 activity.